This is a messenger RNA of Rosa rugosa (rugosa rose), 1328 nucleotides long. RefSeq names its product ubiquinone biosynthesis O-methyltransferase, mitochondrial-like. Gene Ontology annotation, biological process: ubiquinone biosynthetic process. The coding region runs from base 196 to 1152 and encodes 318 amino acids. The record is from RefSeq and is a predicted model, not a curated record. Gene Ontology annotation, molecular function: 2-methoxy-6-polyprenyl-1,4-benzoquinol methyltransferase activity. The transcript is spliced from 10 exons. NCBI's taxonomy places the organism in Eukaryota, Viridiplantae, Streptophyta, Magnoliopsida, Rosales, Rosaceae.
UUCCCCUUCUUUUUCUUUUUGUUAUUACACAUCACCUCUGAGUUCCUCCUCCUCAUUCUUUUUGGUUUUCUUAAUUUUUUUUGUAAGGGAACUGUUUGGACGCCUCUCUCUUACUCACUCACCGCCGGCGAUCACAGCAGCGUAACCUGAAGUCCUCUCUUUCGGCUCGUUCCUCUCUUCUCUCUAACAAACACAAUGGCCAUGACUUGGAAGCUCCUGAAGCAACUCCGAGCACCGUACACCGUCACCGCCUCUACGAGCCUCCACCGAAUUCUACCCCCUCGAUUGCUGAACUUGCAUAAUGCCACUAGAAUUUUCUCAAAUGGGCCUCCGCUGCCUCCUCCUUCUGGAGAGCCUCCUCUGAUUCAACUGCCGCAAAACCCUCCCUCUCCGUCUCCGUCGUCGCUGAACCAGGCAGAGCUCGCUAAGUUUGCCGCCAUUUCCGGGACCUGGUGGGAUUCGGAAGGACCAUUCAAGCCGUUGCAUGCAAUGAAUCCUACAAGGCUUGCAUUCAUUCGCUCAACACUGUGUCGUCAUUUCAGGAGGGACCCGUUAUCUGCUAGGCCCUUUGAAGGGCUCAGAUUUAUUGAUGUUGGCUGUGGAGGUGGGAUUCUUUCUGAGCCUUUAGCUCGGAUGGGAGCUAUUGUAACAGGAGUUGAUGCUGUUGAGAAAAACAUCAAGAUAGCUCGCCUUCACGCAGACUUGGAUCCAGUGACCUCAAAAAUUGAAUAUCAAUGCACUACAGCUGAAAAGCUAGUCGAGGAACAAAAGAGUUUUGAUGCUGUGUUUGCUUUAGAGGUGAUUGAGCACGUGGAAAAUCCUGCUGAUUUCUGUAAAUCUCUGUCAGCCUUAACUGUUCCCAGUGGAGCUACCGUGAUUUCAACGAUUAACCGUUCUAUGAGAGCAUAUGCCACUGCCAUAAUUGCAGCCGAGUAUCUGCUCCACUGGCUUCCUAAAGGUACACAUCAAUGGUCAAAUUUUCUUACUCCUGAAGAACUAGUCCUGAUCCUGGAGCGUGCUUCUAUUUCAGUCCAAGAGAUGGCUGGGUUUGCAUACAACCCUGUGACAGGAAGAUGGUCAAUAUCUGAUGAUGUUAGUGUAAAUUUCAUCGCUUAUGGUACUAAAACCAAAACAGGCAAUUUAGAAAUAUAAGGAAACUUCGUCCUUGUUGUCGGUUUUGUUUGUUGAAUGAACAUUCUUUUAUACCUGUAAAUUUCAUCGCUUAUGGUACUAAAACCAAAACAGGCAAUUUAUAAAUGUAAGGAAACUUUGUCCUUGUUGUCGGUUUUGUUUGUUGAAUGAACAUUCUUUUAUACCUGUAUUGUCCA